Rhopilema esculentum is the source of this 3304-nucleotide messenger RNA. Lineage: Eukaryota; Metazoa; Cnidaria; Scyphozoa; Rhizostomeae; Rhizostomatidae. The record is from RefSeq and is a predicted model, not a curated record.
CGGUGUAGGCUUUUGCGGAUUCUUUUUUUGCUACAGUUGAUUCUUACUGGUUUACAACAAGCAGUUGCAGUGCCUAUUAGGCCUAGGAUAAGAUCAUGCCGUAGGUUGCAGCGAAACACUGGUUGGUGGAACCUCGUUUGGACAGUAUAUUCCGAGAAAAGGUUUAAAAAGACAUUUAGAAUGACUAGGCAAACAUUUUCCUUAAUUCAUGAUAGAAUCAAGGAUGAUUUAACGAAGGAGAGCGUCACAGAAGAACCAAUUCCAUCCCAGAUGAGACUAGCAAUUUGCUUGUAUCGACUCAGUAGAGGAGACUACUACAAUACCAUUUCAGAGCUAGCUGGUGUCGUUGAAACAACUGUGUGCAACAUAGUGAGAGAGGUAGCUAAGGCAAUCAUUGAAAAUUUAUGGGAAGAAUUUGUUGAGGCCAAAUUUCCACAUAGCAAGGACACGCUGAAUGAGAAAAUGAAAGAAAUGGAACAAGAAUGGCAGUUUCCUUUUGCAUAUUCUGCAAUUGAUGGGUGUCACAUACCAAUUAAGUGCCCACCUGGUGGCCAAGAGUCAUGUAAAGAAUUUCAUAAUUUUAAGAAUUUCUACUCAAUCGUUCUAAUGGGAAUGGUAGAUGCCAAAUAUCGAUUUAUAUGGGCAAGUGCUGGUUGGCCUGGCAAUUCACAUGAUGCCAUAAUCUUUCAAGCAACAAACCUUUAUACCAAACUAGCUGAAGGUACAGCCUUUCCACCUAUUGCCCAUCAUGAGAAUGGCGUCAGUAUUCCACCUUUAAUCCUGGGAGAUUCUGCCUUCCCCUUCAAGCCUUGGCUGCUGAAGCAUUACACAAAGCCAGAGCAGAGCUAUUUCAAUUAUAGGUUGAGUCGUGCACGCAUGGUAACAGAGUGUGCAUAUGGACAACUGAAAGGUCGAUGGAGAGUCUUGCUCAGGAAGUCUGAGAAUGAUAAGGAAACAGUACGUGCAGUUACACUAGCUUGUGUAGUACUACAUAACAUUUGCAUCGAACAAGGAGAUUUGGCUCAAAGGCAAUGGGACCUCUCCAAAGAUUCAGCAUCAAAUCAAAGACGUACACAAGAAGAAGUCCAAGACCUUCUUAUGAUAAGGCAAUGCAGACCUCUAAGAGAUACAAAUCGUUCUGCAGCACAGGUUCGUGAUUAUUUGAAAGACAAGUUAUUUUUAGAAAAGCAGCAAGUUUAGGGGAUGCAAAGCUCCCAUACUUUCAAUACUCUCCCUCCCUAAAUAGUAUCCCCCCUAACUCCAAAAUUUUACAAAAUUACCAUCUAUUUCCAUUUAUUAAAACCCCCCUAAAAAGGAAAAAAAUGCUUUUUUCCAUCCACCCCCAUUUAUUAGACAACAUCCCAAAGGCUUUUGGCAGCUAUUUUUGAUAUUUUGCAAGAUUCAAGGGGCUAUUAGAAGCACUGAUUGGCUUUUACCCCAUUUGAGAGCAGAACGCUGAUAGGUUGUUUACAUUUUUCCUCCUUGUUAUAUGAAUUGGUAUAGUAUCUUUUAGUAUCGAAAUAUCUUUUCAACAAAAUGUAAAAAAGUUAAUGUUACCCCCCAACUAUUAACAUCACACCCCUAUUUAAGCGCUGCAUGACAAAAUCAACCCAUUUCCAUUUAUUAACACCCUCCACAAUUAUUUAUCCUGGGCAAAUUUCCAACUGCCUCUUUUUAAUAAGUCCCCCCUACUAUUAGGGGAUGGAGAGUAAGCUGCAUCAGCUUUGGAAAACUGACAAAGUUUCAAUUAUAAUUCUUGACAAUUGUGAUUUCUGGAGCCACUUUGACACUAUUUAUACACUACUUAUGUUCUUAUGUUGUACAUUGUAGUUUGUAUUAAAUAAUGUUUCUUAUGUAAUUACUUGUAGAUUGGAUUUAGGAUUAAUUGAUAGAUGAAUGGAAACUGAAACUGAAAACUGAAACUGAAAUAUGAUGUGAUUCUAAAUGUUUAUAGCUGAAAUAAAUCAUCUGACUGGGAUUGAUGUUCAAAGUUUUGAUUCCUUGGAGGAUAAUUAUCUUGUGGAGUAAAUGCUUGUCGAAAUUGUUGUCUUGGAUCCAUACUGUAUGACUGCUGCAUGUUUUGGGGGAAAUGUUGAUAAGAAGGAGGCUGUGGAACUGGUGGUUGGAAUUGCUGCUGUGCUUGAUUUCCAUUGAACAUCAUUGUGAGUAAUCUCAUUUCAUGUUCUCUUGAUCUUUGAUUCUCUCUCUCAAGAAAUGCUAGCAUGUCAGCCAUUGGGUCCUUUUUUAGCUGCUCAGUGACCUCAAGGAUUGCUUUUGAUGUUAUUUUUACCAGAUCAUCAAGCUUUUCCUUUUUUCCAGCUGCCUUUUUGAUGGGAACAAAUGGCCUCUUCUUUGAAGGAAGAUUUGCUCUUGUGGGAGUUGAAGUUCCUGAGGAGGUCUCUGGUGAAGGACCUUGGCCAAACUCAUUGUUGUUGUAGCCCCCCUCUUCAUUUACAUGAUUCACUUCAGUUGAGGUUGGACUUCCUUCUUGACUGUCAUGUGAACAAGUUGAUGGUUCAAUGGCCUGCUCUGGCUGACAAGAUUCUCUGGACUUGACAAGAGGCAGCAGUUGAUUAAACUAUUUUCCAUAGUCCCUGUCCUCCUGAAAUCGCUUUAUGCCAGAUGCAGAUUUGCAGGUUAAGGCAGCCUUCUUGCACUCACUCACGCACUUCUUGAACUUAUUUCUAGUUUGGACAAGGCUGAACUUGUAUUCUUGUCUCCUAGCCUGGCAACGUUUCUCCACCUCUUUGAUUACCUCAAUAUGUAAACACAAAAGUUGCAAAAGGAAUCAGCAUUUUAAGUAAAGUAAGACAAUUUGUUCCACAAAGAGUAUUGCUAAACAUAUACAAUGCAUUUGUACUACCAAAUAUUCUUUACGGUCUUUUAAAUUGGGGAAAUGCAUCUAAAACCACUCUUGACCCAAUUAAUAAAAAAAUAAAAAAGCCAUAAGAUUAAUAACAUUUAAAAGUAAAACUGAGCACAGUGAACCUCUUUUAAAAUAUCUAAACCCUCUUGAUCUUGAAGAUUGUUAUAAAUUCAAAUGUGCUAAAAUUAUGUACAAUUUAAAUAGUAACAUUUAUAAUACUACUUUUGGGAAAUUAUUAAAAAAAAUCCAAAGACAUUCAUAACUUUAAAACAAGGCAUGCUACAUCAGGGAAAUUUUUCAAACCAUCCUUUACAACAAGCUAUGGUAAAGGUUCUAUAACAAAUUCUGGUGUUGAUAUUUGGAAUUCCAUUCCAAAAGAUAGAAAUUCCUGAUUUCAAAAUACUAGAACCUAUGAGUUAUAUAUCGAUCAAAUUCAUG